Metarhizium album ARSEF 1941 is the source of this 1035-nucleotide messenger RNA. RefSeq lists its product as uncharacterized. The transcript has a single exon. The record is from RefSeq and is a predicted model, not a curated record. NCBI's taxonomy places the organism in Eukaryota, Fungi, Ascomycota, Sordariomycetes, Hypocreales, Clavicipitaceae. Bases 1 to 1035 code for a protein of 344 amino acids.
AUGCGGUCGUCUACACAACGGACCUCGGCAAAUAUUGGCCGCAGGGCUCAGACAAGUGGCGUCGGGAUGCCGCCAGGUCCGUUACCAACACAGCGCCCAGUUUUCCACUUCUCCCCAACAGAUGACGGUGUUGGACGUCCAGGUCGUGAGUACGACGACAUAAGUCUCGAUACUGCGCUGAACACGGAACUGAACAGGGUCCACUCUGAAUGUGACCGGUUCCAGGCGUGGUUCGAGCAGGCCAGCAAAAAGCUGCGCGAGACGCUGCAGCAGAAGGAUGAACUGGGGCAGAAAUACGACGAGUUGAAGCAACAGAGGGACUCUUACAAGUCGCAGCUGCAGACUGCUCAAGAGGAAAACGCCGCACUACGGGCUGAGCUCGACACUUUUCGGUCCGCAAACGCUGAGCUGGGGGCUCGCCACGAACGACUGGCCAGGCAACUGAGAAGUUUGGAAGAACGGCACAACACGCCGCCCUUUGGCGCGGGCGCCGCCGAUCCUGCCGCUCCCCACGCUGCUGCUGCUGCCGCCGCCGCCGCCGCACCGGCAUCACUCCCAGACCGCACACGGUCAUCCCGCAAGCCAGUCGCAAAGGAACAUUGCCAGCAUCGUGGCCAUGAGGGCAGGAGCCGAGAGGGGUCUAGGGUGUCUUCCAAGGAGUCCAAGGAAUCGCAGGAGACCAGAGAGUGGGAAGAGUACAUGGGGUCUCAGGCGGCAGAAAAGGAACGGCUCAAGAGCCGGUUCGGAGACAAGUCGUCCAAAACGACGUCUUCGUCCACACGUGCCCCCAGACACGGCUUCGUCGAAGGCUGGGUGCCAGGACCCGGACUUGAGCAAGUUGGGCUCCCCGGCCGUGCCCCAACGAGCCAGGUUCCAGCAAUGUCGGCAGAUUUGGACGGCAUGCUAUACUCUCCGGCAUCGCGCGCGCGCGCGCACGCACACGCACACGCUCACGCUCACGCACACAUGUACAAUUCAAACGCAGCAGUAUAUGACGGUGGGUGCAAGUACAAGCCCUUCCCAAUGACCGGGUAG